CGGUCACUUUCUCGGUCGGGUUCUCGGGUCACCGUCUCUCCGCCUCUCCCAUCCCGAGCCUCUCGCAAAAUCCAUUCUCCCACGCCCAGAUCCACCGCCCCCCGCCUUGCCUCCUCCGCGUCGCCGCGCCAGUGCGCCCCGCCUCGCCGCCGCCCUCCUCCUCCUCGUCGUCAGGUGUUAUGUUUUUCAUCACUAUAAAGUCCAAUAAAGUGAAGAGUGACUCUGCAUAGCCAGAUGGCUGUGGACAGAGAUAUCUUUGGUAUCUCAGGUCCGACAUAUCUGAAUCCUGUUAAUUGGAACUGUGAGCAUAAUCGGAGAUCUGUGGCUGCAUGCUUAGUUCAGGCUGUAUAUGUUUUGGAGAGGGACCGGCAACUAGGUCGUCAAUCUGUUGAAGCCUUGGGACCUCCUUGGUGGGAAUUCUUCCAUUUUGAGUUGAUCCGCAAGCUUGUCGAUGAUGCUGACUUGUCUAUUUUCGGUGCAAUAUUUGAAUUCAAUCCUCCUUCAAGUAAAGAAUCUUCUGCUGAUAAUGCACCGAGAUUUGUUAUUGCCUUCAGAGGCACUAUAACUGAGAAGGAAACCAUCUCAAGGGAUAUCGCCCUUGACCUCCACCUUGUCCAAAAUGGUCUCCAUCGGACCUCAAGAUUUACAAUUGCAAUGCAAGCUGUCCAAAACGUCGCCUCGGUUUUCCCUGGCUCAAACAUCUGGCUAGCUGGGCACUCACUGGGCGCAGGUAUGGCCAUCCUUACUGGAAGAAACAUGGUUAAAAAGGGUGUGCUUUUGGAAAGCUAUCUCUUCAACCCACCUUUUGUUGCCGCCCCAAUCGAGAGGAUAAGUGAUGAGAGAGUGAAGCAUGGUUUCCGCAUUGCAAGAAGUGUAAUUACUGCUGGAUUAGCCAUUGCAAUGAAAGGAAAAGGCGAGGGGAGCAGCCAGAGGUCUGUUGCAGAAGAUUCUUUCCACAUUUUGUCAUCAUGGACGCCAUAUCUGUUUGUCAAUCCAGGAGACCAUAUCUGUUCAGAGUACAUCGGCUACUUCCAGCAUCGGAAGAACAUGGAGGAUCUCGGUGCUGGAUUUAUCGAGAAGCUCGCAACCCAAAAUUCCAUAGGAGAUCUGUUUUACAAGGCAUUAGGAUGGGAAUCGGAACCACUGCACCUUCUUCCAUCUGCAGACUUAAUUGUCAACGUAAGCCCUUCACCGGACUUCAAAUAUGCUCAUGGCAUCAGCCAGUGGUGGCAGCCUGAGCUGAACUUGCAGUGCAGUAAAUAUCGGUACUCUGUAGGUGCAUGACAUUGGAAAAAAUGUCUUAGGAGACCCUUCUUACACUUUCGUUUAUUCAUUGUGGUUCGUUCCACUCUAUUGUAGCUGUCAAUAUGCUGUAAUAGAUGUUUCUUGAACCUCUGAUUCUGUUGACAUGAAAAAAACUUGUAAUUUCGUGGAGCAACGAUCUGUCAGUCUUUACACAUAUGUUCGUGUUCAUGUAGCUCUUCGUUAUUUGAUCA
This is a messenger RNA of Oryza sativa Japonica Group (Japanese rice), 1496 nucleotides long. Its product is annotated as GDSL esterase/lipase At4g10955. The record is from RefSeq and is a predicted model, not a curated record. Lineage: Eukaryota; Viridiplantae; Streptophyta; Magnoliopsida; Poales; Poaceae. Gene Ontology annotation, biological process: lipid metabolic process.